This is a messenger RNA of Megachile rotundata (alfalfa leafcutting bee), 5049 nucleotides long. RefSeq names its product motor axon guidance molcule sidestep (gene side). NCBI's taxonomy places the organism in Eukaryota, Metazoa, Arthropoda, Insecta, Hymenoptera, Megachilidae. The record is from RefSeq and is a predicted model, not a curated record. Gene Ontology annotation, molecular function: protein binding.
ACACGCGUGUCUUCGGUUUUGGUUUUAGUUCCGUGGCAGUCGCUGCCGACGACGACGACGAUCUUCUCGAACGCGUUGCUCGACGGUUUCGUCGCACCCCGAUCGCGAGUUUUUUUUCUCUUCUUUCGACGAUCUUCGCGUUCCCGAAGAUUCCGGUAGCUCGCGAGCGAUCGUGCGCGCGCGGCCGCGUCAAUUCGACGUCGUUCGAACUCCAAGACCAAGUGCGUCCAUCGAGAUCGUUGAAAUUCCAAGCGAGACAUCGUUAGAUUACGAACCAGAGAUUCGUUCGAAAAGCGCAGCUGAUUCGAGCCGGGAAAUGGAAGAAUAACUCGACGACAAAAUCAAAUCAUCGGGAACAUCGAAGUCGAAGUCGCUGGCGGAAAAGGAAAUUCUGACAAAGCGAAAGGAAUUCGAAGGAGAAAAACAACGGACACUCUUGAGUAGAGUGAAAGAGAGGUCCGGAGUGCCGCUUCGAUGCGAAAAAAACGUCGGCACGUUUUGUUAAUCAAAAGAUUUUGCUCGAGGCGACGUGGUUUGACUGAAAAAGAACGCGUAUGACCGCGGCGUCUAACGACGAUCAAAAAAAUGAAAAAGGAACAGGAGUAAAACGUAUGCAGGAGUCGAAAGGAAGUCCAUAGAAAAGAUAUCCUGCGUGUCGAAUCGCGGUACCAGAGUGUAUUUUGCGCCGACCUUUCUUUCUCGGAAAGCGCGACGCUAUCUCCGUUGAAAACUGCUAUAUUUGUGUGAAUCCGUAAGCCUAGUAAAUUGUUUAGCCCGAAAGCGUUACGAAUUUAUGCAAAAUACCAAUUUUGUUUCUAAUGCUCGGUAUUAAAGUAAAUUCAGCUCUGAGCUGGAAAAAUAAGAGCUUGCCUUGAAUGGUAACGUCGCCUUUUUGGCCCUCGAAGGAUCAGGAGAAAGUAACAGUUUCUAUAGCAUCGAUGCAAUAGAAUUUACUCGAAACGUAGGUUAUUGAUCGAUCGUAGAAGCUUGAAAGUUCGUUUCGAGCUGUACUUUAUUUAAGCCGGAAGUUUGAUAGCCGCGAAGGAACCGCAAUUUGAUCGAGGAUGCGUUCCGGACUAUUCGUUGGUGGUCAACGCUCGAAGAAUCGAACAGCGAGGUCGAAGAAUGACGACAUAAAAUAUUGUUCCGAGGAUCGCGGUUGUUCGAUCCUGUGGUAGAAAAGGCAAAUUGGCUAGAUCGUGAACGAUCGAAUGCAUCGAUCGUAAGGUGUCGAGCAGACGUGGCGGUGGUUCGCGCGUCGACUCGAACACCUGAUUCGCGCCUGCCGGUUCGAGAUGCGGUGCACGUCGGGACACGUGUUUCUGACAAGUUUGCUGAUACUACUUCAAGCACGUCGACCGGAAGCAGCUACCGAGGAUUCGGCUGAAUUUCAGAACAAAGGGUCUACGACUUACGCUCUUACAGCGCCGCUGAGACUGGUGUGGGCCAGAGAGGGCGAGGACGUCGAAUUGCCAUGCGACAUCACUCCACCAACCCCAACGGAUUCCGUCAACAUGGUACUAUGGUUCAAAGAUUCUGCUGGGAUACCGCUUUACAGUUUGGACGCCAGGAACGGAGACCUAACGUCGGCCAUUCAUUGGGCGGUCAGCGACGAUCUCGGCAAAAGGACUUACUUCCAGAUCGGUGAUGGGCAUCGAGCUAAACUGAAGGUUGCCAAAGUUACCUUCAAGGAUCAAGGAAUCUUCAGGUGCAGAGUAGAUUUCAUCAACUCGCCGACCAGGAAUUUCCGCGUAAAUCUCACGCUCGUCGAGGAGCCGUCAAAACCUGUGAUAUACGACGCUCAGGGACGAAAAGUAACAGGAGUGGGCGGACCUUUUUUGGAAGGCUACAGUCUCGGUUUGACGUGUCAGGUGGCUGGAGGACGACCAAAACCCGUGGUUACGUGGUGGAAGGACGGCAAGAUACUGGACAGUGUCGUCGACAAAUCCAUCGAUACACCCAGCAAAUUCACGGUGAACCACCUGUCCAUCGACAAAGUGACGCGUUCGUUAUGGGGCACCAAGCUGGAGUGCAGAGCUCAAUCAUCGCCGAUGGCGGCACCGAUCGUUCGCGAAGUAUCCUUAGAGAUUUAUCUUAAACCAGCCAUAGUGAAGAUCAUCCUGAGCGAGGAUGAAAUCUACGCCGGCAGACCGAUCGCUGCACGUUGCGAGACGUGGGGAAGCUCUCCGGCCGCUAGGAUCGUAUGGAGGUUAGGCGGCCAGAUGAUCGGCGAACCGAAUGUGUCCACCACGCAGAGAAGCAAUUCAACGGUCAGCAAGCUGGCUCUGGCACUGAGCAAGCACGACGACGGCAAGGAAUUAACCUGCAGAGCCGAAAAUCCCCGAUUUCCUGGCGGAGUCCUCGAGCAAACGAAAGUAUUGAGCGUCGCCUACGCGCCUAUCGUGGACGUCGACUUAGCUACCGGAUAUAUCCUGGAUACCUUACGGGAAGGGGACGAUCUCAAGUUGGUUUGCAACGUCGAAAGUAAUCCGCCCCCGAUUAGGGUGAUGUGGUACUUCAACGAUACUCGACUGGAGCACGACGUGGCUGCGGGUACUCUGAUAUCCUCGAACACGUUGACUUUGAGGAUACUGACCCUAGCUCAUGCUGGAGUAUACUCGUGUGCCGCGAUCAAUUCCGUAGGAGAGGGUCACAGUCCGCCCAUGUUCAUCCGUAUGAAGUACGCACCGCGAUGCAAGAUUGGCUACGAGCGCCGCGAUGUGACGGCUGGUCGACACGAAACGGUGUCGCUGCGCUGCGAGGUCGACGCGGUCCCAACAGACGCGGUGAGAUUCUCUUGGACGUACAACGGAACACUGGGCAACGUGUUGCCGGUGCCAAACUCCAGAGCUCAGAAUAACGGGUUGAUUAGCGUUUUGGAGUAUACUCCUUCCGCUGAUACCGAUUUUGGUACUCUAGCAUGCUGGGCGAGCAACAGCGUCGGCAGACAAAGGACACCCUGUAUAUUUAACGUCGUACCAGGCAAGCCACCGCAACCGCCGCUCGACUGUUCCCUGCACAACGAGACCAGUUCGCUGGAAGUGAAUUGUGUCCCUGGCGCGGAUGGCGGUUCCCCGCAGUACUUUUUGCUGGAAGUUCGAGGCGUCCCGAAAAGUCCUGGCCUCGUUCAGGUGAAUUCACCGACCCUCCAUGCACCUCAGAGCGAUCAAGGAACGGUCGGGGAAGUGCCGGCUAUAUAUCAAGAAAGGAAUCCUCUGCCUAAUUUCCAAUUACACGGCCUUGAACCGGGAUUCGAUUACACUUUGUACGUGUACGCGGUGAACGGUCGCGGAAGAAGCGAACCCGUGUUGUUGGAACACGUCAGGAUCGCGGAAUCGAUAGGUGGAAAAUUCGAAAGGAACGGUCUAUUCCUGGAGGAUCUGAAGAAAGCGUUGCCUAACACCACCACGGAGAAUAUGGUCAUCGUGAUCGCGUUGACAGGUACAGGUGCGGUGGCUUUGAUCCUGGUUGGUAUCGGAGUGAUCAUCGGGCUGGCUAUCUGCAGGCGAAGGACCAGCUCCCCCAUCAAAGACGGUCCGGACGAUUUCACGACCCCUAGCUACGUUUCGGCUCAAAGGAUCGAGCCAAGGAUCAGAUACUCUAGCGAUAGUAGACGUUCUCAAAGGGCGAGUCUGUACAUCGAGGAAAAUCGAAACGAGCCAGAUCUGCUUCAGAGAGUAGAAAUCGAUUUGCACGAGUAAGUUCCACGAUUGUGCAGUUAGAAGCGAUACUUUUGACAUUCGUCGUUUUGUAUUAUACGUUGUGUAGAUAUUAAGUCGGGCGGAAGUGCCUAUAUUAACAGACUACUACUGGCGAGUAGUAGUCGGAUAAAUCGUAGAAAAGUAAGAAGCCGGUGCAUUACGAUGCGUUCGAUCGUACACUGUUUCCAGAAUUCCUGUACCUGUACUUUACGAUCGUAUCCAACCAAGUAUCUUGUAACGUCGACGAAACGACGAGCCUUACAGCGUUAUUUAUUGCUCUCUUGCUGUAAUAUACGCGCUAUUUUCUACUCGAGCGAGCAACAAACCAAGUAUUAUUACGAUAGAUCCUAGCUAAAUUAUUUUUAACCUUUCGAUCGUCGAAUCGCUAGAGAUCGAUAAACAAAUAGUUUAUCGAUCGAUAGCUGGUGAUUGUAAGUUUGCGAUAUCGAUAUUUCGGCAUCGAAAAUCCAUCGAUAUCGAGGUGUAACGAUUUCUCGUAAAUAAAAUUGCGCCGUUAUUUUUACAAUUAUAUGUAUAUGUAUAUUACGAUCUCCGUUCUCGAUAAAUUCAAACGCUUACCCAUCGUUGUAAAUAACAUAGAAAAUUACCUGGUUGUAUUAUUAGCGAUUAGACAUUCAAAUAAAAUGUUUACCGGGUAAUUUUUCUUUCCGAUGGCUUCAACGGUUCUUCGUCCAUUUCGCGGUGAACUUUGAAGAAGGUCGUUGUCGAUCGCAAACGAAGAGUCUAGUUUGAUCGAAAAUAAAGUAAACAUAAUUUGGUUUGGUGGAAGAUUCUCUGCAUUUUGUAACGAGAAGUCGACCAAUUAAUCAAACUUCGCGUACAUCACGGUCACCCCAAAGGCUAUCGCGAACAACUACCGAACAAAUUGAAUAGCCAACGAAAACGUCCAAUUCGAAUUAUUUGGGCACCGAACGUUUGCGCCAAUCGAGUUCCAAAUAAACACGAGUCGGCGUGACGAUAAGGCUGGGAUCAGACGGAUAUUUCGAACGAAGUCGUGUCUUGUUUACGCGUACAUUGACGAACACCCUAAGCAUCUCUAGUGAAAAUGGAGACGUAGUAAAUGGGAGUCUAAGAAGGAUCCAAGAAGAACCAAAGAGAUGCAUAACGACGAUCCAAGGAUUGUAUUAUCGCCAAGACGCUAACAUCGCGUGCGAACAAACUUGCGCAUUCGUUAAAAAAUUGAAACUUGUCGUUAUCGUUAUUACGAUAUUUUGUGUCGCGUUUGCCCGAUUACAUGCCGAUUAAAUUCGAAAGAGAAAAUCGUCGAAGAUUAUCCGGGAAAACGUAUCGUUGAACGAGUUUGACGAAUAACGAGAAACGAGAGUAA